AUGAUAAGGAAUAUCUUAAUAAGAGGAUAAAAUAUCCCAUUUAUUAAAGGAGAGGGUGUCUUGAUUGAUCAUUUCAACAAGAUUGAAUAGUCUAAGAAAUUUUAAAAUUACAUUAAAUCUUGGGAACAAUCGAAUGUUGAAGUGAAACAAAUAGAGGUAUCCUAUGUGUACAUGUUUGGAUAAAAUGUGGGUUUUGUCAAUUUAAUAGUUGAUGCAUACUUGAAUGGGAUUAAGUUGCCAGGCUUCGUAUUUUUGAGGGGAGAUGCAGUGGCAAUUCUCUUAUUGGUCAAUAAGAAGAUGGUGCUUACAUAACAAUUUAGAGUGCCGGUGGGUAAAUUUACAAUAGAAGCACCUGCUGGGAUGAUGGAUGAAUAGGGAGAUUUCGGAGGAGUGGCUGCAAAGGAGAUCAAGGAGGAAACAGGAAUCAGCAUUUAACACAAUGAGAUGCGUUACUUAUAAGAAAUGUUGGUGUCUCCAGGAGGAAGUGAUGAAGUGAUUCAUUUGUUUGUUGUAGAGAAGAAUAUGGAAUAGACAUAAUUGGAUGAAUUGUGUUAGAAGACACACGGGGCAGAAGGAGAAGGAGAAUAAAUAAAGUUGGUGAUCCAAGAUUUUACAUGGGACAAUGUAUUAAAGACAUAGGAUUCUAAGUUGAUAGCAGCUGCAGCAGCAUAUUACAAUCCAAAAUUGUGA
This is a messenger RNA of Paramecium tetraurelia, 690 nucleotides long. RefSeq lists its product as uncharacterized. Gene Ontology annotation, biological process: nucleoside phosphate metabolic process; ribose phosphate metabolic process. The record is from RefSeq and is a predicted model, not a curated record. The transcript has a single exon. Gene Ontology annotation, molecular function: ADP-glucose pyrophosphatase activity; ADP-ribose pyrophosphatase activity. Lineage: Eukaryota; Ciliophora; Oligohymenophorea; Peniculida; Parameciidae.